CGCGGCCGCAUGUGGUCGGCUCGGCGUCGGUGAGUUAAACGCAGCACAGUUGGCGUGUGGCGGCUCUGCAUGAGGUGGUCGGGGCCAGCACCCAGCAGAGCUUGCGGCGGCUCGGGUGUGACGGCGCACGCGAGGCUGCACGGCGUAUUGAUGUCCAGACUCGGGUGUGGCAUGCAUCUCACGUGGCGGCCUGCUUGGUGCAGCGCGACGAUGAAUUGAGGACGAUGAAGAGUGCAAAGAGAGGCGACGGAGGUAAGAAGUUGAGCAGGCAUGCUGUGUUUAAUACUACAGCAAGGAGAUCAGCAUGUCCAGCAGCCGGGUGCACAUGGUGUGGCGAACGGCAGCAGCACCUGAUGGUGAGCACCAGCUAUCGAGUUCUAAUCGUUAGGCUUUGCUAUCAGCUCUGUUCUUUCCAAGGGAUCUCUGGUCAUGAUUCAUUGGACCAUAGUGAUAUGCAAGAGUAUAAUCCCGAACUUCAACAUUUUCUCAGUUGGCAAAAAGAUGAAGCCUUAGAGAUGGGUUGUCAUGUGACUGAAGAGGAUCGUCUUAGAUCUGCUGCUGAAACCUUCCCUCUGAGGAUACUGAGAUGUCACGAAUGAUUUUGGCCAACGUCGACCCUUUUGCGUCGAGUUGUUUUAUUUCCUGUAUGAAAGCAAUUAAAACUUGAGUAUCCAGGUUUGGAAAAUACAUUGAUGUGAUAUGGCGAUCUUUGUGCACCAUGGUAUUUUAAAAAUUAUGUACACUAUGUAUAUUGUAUUGUAGUUCUCAGAGGAAAAUGAAACUAUUGUAGUUUAACAUCACAAGAUCUUGAUCAAGAUCAUUUGUUGUUAUAAUGCUUGCUCCUAUGCAAUAUGAAGAACCUUCUCAGGAAAUCAAAUAUUUCUAUUGUCUGUA
This is a messenger RNA of Lolium rigidum, 894 nucleotides long. RefSeq lists its product as uncharacterized. Bases 225 to 599 code for a protein of 124 amino acids. The record is from RefSeq and is a predicted model, not a curated record. Lineage: Eukaryota; Viridiplantae; Streptophyta; Magnoliopsida; Poales; Poaceae. The transcript has 4 exons.